AUGGUGUCCUCCGCAGACAAAGCUUUGGUUGGACCCUUCAGCCUCAAAGAAUGGGAAGAUUUCCUCACCAACGACCCGCCUGACGACGGCGUCCGUCUCCUUCUGCGCAAGUCCAAAUCCACCGCCCCAGGGAUCGACUACAUUGACGCGCGCGACGCGGCCCUCUGUUUCGGCUGGGUUGAUAGCACCGCACGUGGCCACGAUGAUGAAUACCAAGAGAGGUGUUUCACGCCACGCAGGGCGCGCAGCCGCUGGUCGCAGGUGAACAGGGAGGUCGUGGAGAAGCUGAUAGCCGAGGGGAGGAUGCGCGAGGGCGGCCUGGCGGAAGUCGACCGGGCAAAGGCCGACGGGAGGUGGGACGCUGCGUACCGGAUGAAGACUGCGGAGCCUGACGACGAGUUUCAGGCGGCGCUUGAUGCAAAUACGCGGGCGAAAGCAUUUUGGGGGACGCUGGGGAGGACGAAAAAGUUCCCCUUUCUGUUCAGGCUCAUGAACAUCAAGAGACCAGAGACGAAGACGAAGAAGAUUCAAUUGUUUAUUGAGACUUUAGAAAGGCAUGAGACUCUGAAGACAUGA
Molecule: messenger RNA, 576 nt
Organism: Diaporthe citri
Lineage: Eukaryota; Fungi; Ascomycota; Sordariomycetes; Diaporthales; Diaporthaceae
Exons: 1
Coding region: 1-576 (191 amino acids)
Source: RefSeq, a predicted model, not a curated record